AUGAAAGUGAAUACUGAAGACGUUACAGUGUCAUGGGGUAGGGCACCGGAUUCUCUGGAUAUACAGAUGGGUCGAUGGCGUAUGGCAGUAUUUCAAGAUGUUCAGGAAAGUUUCGAUCACUCCAAGUUAUACUUUCUCUAUGAUCCGAUUGCAGAUGAAAACUCAGGAACAACUGGAGGACGCAAAGGCAACCAAGGUUUGGUUGUUUUCGAUUUGUAUCAACGGUGCUUUACUCGUGAAAUACCUAUCUUUUGUGAAGGUAUAACUUGCCAACUGAAUUGUUUAAAAGCUUUUAAAAUUUUAAUAACUUGUUCUUGUUUAAUUUAUAUUGGGGUCUUGGGGUACGUGCAUAUCUUCAUUCUUGCGUAA
Molecule: messenger RNA, 369 nt
Organism: Loa loa (African eye worm)
Lineage: Eukaryota; Metazoa; Nematoda; Chromadorea; Rhabditida; Onchocercidae
Exons: 2
Coding region: 1-369 (122 amino acids)
Source: RefSeq, a predicted model, not a curated record